Brassica rapa (field mustard) is the source of this 3791-nucleotide messenger RNA. RefSeq lists its product as uncharacterized. NCBI's taxonomy places the organism in Eukaryota, Viridiplantae, Streptophyta, Magnoliopsida, Brassicales, Brassicaceae. The record is from RefSeq and is a predicted model, not a curated record.
AAUAUUAUUUUUGUGACAAAAACUAAAAAGAAUUAUACUAGGGAAUUUCUCAAAAUCUUUUACCAUUUAAUAAAAAAUGUAUUUUUCAAAAUAUCUUUUUAUUUAUGGUAAACAUGAAUAAUGGUACCAAGAAAAUGAUAAACAUGAAAAUUCCCGCAUUAAACUAUAUGUGUCAUAAUAAUCAACAUAACUAGAGACAAUUUGCAAGUAAUUAACAAUUAUGCUUGAAAAUUCUAUUUCAUCAAUAAACAUCACCUAAAUGAAAAGUUAAACAUUCUAGAUAAAAGAAACCUAGAAAAAAGCCAAAUCAAUGCAACAAAAAUGAAGUUAAUAAAAUAAAAUAUUAUAUUUUACAUACGUAUAAUUCAUAUUAUGUUGUAACCUAUUAGAUUUUGUUUUAGUAAAGUUAAUAUUGCACCGUCAAACAUAUAAAAAAUCGUUUCAAUCCUAAAACCACAUUUAACAACCGAUUUCAAAUUGAUGACAUAAACUUAGAAAGAUAUCUGUAAGUGUCUUGAGAACUUUUCUUACUAUACAUUUAUGAGUCCGUUUUUUAUUAAUGAUACACUUUUGAUUUGUAAAAAAAAAUUAGAUGAUUCAAGCCACAUACCCAAAUAAAACAAUAGCUCUAAAUUGACUAUACUAAAUAUAAAAUUAAAUAUAAUAUAAAUGCAACAAUUUAUAUAUAAGUAAAAAUGGUAAAUAUUUCAAAAUACACAAUCCGCGCGAAGUGAAGAAAAGUCUCUAGUAUAUUUAAUAAUAACUAAGUUAGUUGGAGGAGAAAUAAUAGGAAAUUAAAUUAAUGUAUUAGUCCAACCUAGAUUAUUUGCAAGUAGAUAAAACGUUAUUAUAUCUUAAUAGUAUUGAUGAUUAUAUGUCCAUAUUUCUUUUACAAUCCUUUUGAAGCAGAUCAAUAUUGACUUUAUUAUUAUUAUUGAUAUUUUUUUUAUCACGAAAAUGCCUUUAUUAUUGAUAUUGAUUGAUGACAAUAACCAAAUGCUUUUAUUAUUGAUUGAUAAAAAUAUAAUUAAAAAAAAGGAAUAAGAAAACAAAUAAAGAGUGCAUUGAUAAUAUGCUCCAAAUCUCAAAUUUUGGUUUCCACGUUUUAGAUUUUGGAUUCCAAAGAAAAUUACUUUUCGCACAUCAAUCUGGAUUCCCAAAAUCUUCUACUUCAUGAUGUAACUUGUUAUUUUUCAUCCAUACCAAAAAACUUAGAUUUAUCUUAGAUCAUCAAAGAGAUUGACAAAAUGUUCUCCGGUCUGAAAAAUAAUUUUUUUAUUGUGGAUCCCUGAAACAUAUUUGAAACCAUAAUAAGAUUUUGAAGAUAGUAUAAUUAAAGUAGACUAUAAAAAAAUAUGUAAAAGUCACGUACAUGAACACAUAUGAAAUAUGUUUUUUAUGCUCUGAAGAUGUCUCAUUAUGUCAUGUGCCUAACUCCUUCCGAAAAUAAUAUGAUGAAUUGGUUAAAAGAAUUCAAUGCGGUGUUGAAACGUGAAUUUUCCUUUUCAUGAGUGAACUUUCCUUUUCAUGAGUUGGCCAUGUGUAUUGCAAUGACUUCAUAAAACAGGGUGCAUGAACCACUUUGGCAAUUUUUAAUUGUUUUGUCUCUCUGGAUAGGUUUUAUUUUCGUGAGAUUCGUGAGACAUGCGAUGUUCGUGAGAUUUGUGAGACAUGCGCUUAUAUAAGAUGUAAUAACAAGUUGAUAUUAGGGUUGUUUUGGUACGAUGGUUUAUUAAUAGAUUUAAAUGGUUCAAUUAUAUAAUAAUGUCACCAAUUUAUAGUUAGAGUAAAAACCGGAUACAUAUAUAAGGUGAAAUAUUUGUCACGGGCUGUUAUAAUAUACAAGGAAAGAUCAAAAAAAAUAAUAAAAAGAAAGGGUGCAGUAACAUUUCAUAGAUAGAUUUUUUUGGACUAUUUUUCUUUUAUUAGUAUAGAUUAUGUUCAUAUAAAUGUAUAUUCUCAUUUGUAAAAUGACAAAAUUAACACAAUAAAUAGUAAAAAAAACUCUCAUCCUCAUGUUUUCUCUCUACUUUCCAUAGAUUUGAGUAAAAGUACUUAUUAAGUCAAAACAAAAACAAAAGAAAAUGAAGACAAAACACAAAAAAAAAUACGUAGAUAGUAUGAUAGGAGGAAUAAGAAUGAAAGUAACGAAAAAAGUAAAAUAAUAGAAAACUUGUUCUUUAUUAUUCCAUCCCGGAUUUGAUAAGAAAUAGUUUUAUUCUGUGCUUCCUUAAACUAAAAGGAAUGAGAAGAAACAUUAAAGAAAAAAUUCUUUAUAAAUAGUUUCAAAUCUAAGAAAUGAAAGACUUGACCAUUCCAUUCAUUCUUAUGAUCUGGACCUUAAACUAGUGUUAUCCAUUUACUGAUAAUUACGGAAACGGAUAAGAGUUGACCAAAAAAAAUUUCAACAAAUCUAGUAAGAAAAUCUAAAUAAGAGUUUGUACAUCAUACUUCUGGUAAGAGAUAAAAGGUGAAUUAAUAUGGAUAUCAACGAAUUGAUUAGUUGUUGACUCCGAUUGAUUAUAUAUAGCGAUAAAUAUUGAGGGAGAAAUAGAAGUACAAUUUUAAAAUGGAUACACGUCAAAUGCUGGUUAUAUUUUCUUAUGUGGUUCUCACGCAUAUGACCCUAGGAAACAUUGAUGAGUUCGAUUGUGUUGAUAUAUACAAACAACCCGCUUUUCAACAUCCAUUGUUGAAACACCACAAGAUUCCGGAAAAAUUCACUUCAAAUGAAAGUUUUGAUAGAAAAAAUAAAUAUAAAACAAAUGAUCAAAUUUGUCCAAAAGGAACCGUGGCAAUUUUAAGACAAAGAAGUGAAACUGAGAGCGUUCAUCUCGACACAAUCUAUCAAUUCGGCCACCAUUUUGCGUUGAUGGAUGCAUCUUCGUUUGAAACCAUCUAUCGAGGAGCACAAGCUGAUAUAAGUAUUCAUAACUUAACUUUACAAAAUAACCAAUACAGUAAAAGUCAAAUUUGGUUAGAGAAUGGACCUAUUGCCGAACUCAACAGCAUACAAGUUGGCUGGGCGGUACAUCCAAGAGUGUAUGGAGACAGUGCUACACGAUUGACUAUAUAUUGGACUGGAGAUGGCUAUAAAACUGGAUGCUAUAAUACAGAAUGUCCUGGAUUUAUUAUUAUUACUCGAAAACCCUCGAUUGGAAGCAUUUUUAAACAAUCCUCUGUGUAUGGUGACAAACCAGUAACUUUCACACCACAAGUUAUUCAGAGCUUUUUUGGAAACUGGGUACUGUACGUAGACGACGAAAUAAUUGGAUAUUGGCCCGGAGAGCUAUUUACACACUUGAACAAAGGAGCUUCUCGGGUGCGUUUUGGAGGAAACACAUUUAUGUCUCCAGAUGGGAUUAGUCCUCCAAUGGGAAAUGGUUAUGUUCCGAUCUAUGACUAUGAAAGGAGUUCGAGUUUUCUUCAAGUGAAACUUAUGAAUGAUAAGUAUCAGAGCAUCGAAGCUGAAACACAAAUGGGGGUUGCAGAUUCUAAGUGUUUUACACUAAUAAGUCGGGAUUACACCAAUGAGACUGGAAAUUCCUUUUCUUUUGGAGGACCAGGUGGAAGUUGUGGUGUUUGAUUAUUUUAUAUAUGUUCUGACCAAGACUAUCAAAUUUAUAAAAGAAAUAUGAACUGUUUUCAAUACUACAAAUCACUUUUAUGUUUCUUGUUUUAAAUGAGAGUCAGAACAAAACAAACAUGAGAAUAUUGAAGUUACAGAUAUAAUUGCACUUAAAAGAUGAAGAAGCAUCACAAAUGAAACAUAAAUAACAAAAAAAAAGAAA